AUGGCUCUGUCCCUUAACAGUGACGAGCUGUUCGACACGGUGCUCUCCUCCUCUAGAGACAUCUUCUGGCAACAGCACUCCUACUCCCCAGAGUCACAUCGAGAGCAACUCUGGAGCCAACGUUUGGAACCAUUCAUGACCACGCCAAAUCAGCAGCAGCAACACAACUACACUCACGUCAAGGGACCCAGCGUGGAUGAGACGACAGGCCUGUCUGCGAAACGAAGCUGUGAAGACAUGAACCCCAGCUCAACCUCCGGACGCCAUGCGAGCAAACGACGAGCUACCAGCCAGGAACCUAUUUUGGACUCCUCUAGCUGCGUUAGACCUCUCCCACAACAUUCGGUCUCGUCCCCUUCACGGAUCCCGCGGUACUCACCGCCACUUUCAAGGACUGGCAACUCUUCUCCCGAGAUCGAUGCGCUUCUACCCACCAACACUGCCCAAGAAUCUGACGAAUCAACUGCUGGCCUUGCGUUCUUCCUGCCAACGUCUACUGCAUCGAACUCUCCUUUUGGCCUUGACCUCCUUGAACUGAACCCGGAGCUCCACAGCUUUACGCCUGAUCUCUUCGACCAAAAGUUUCUGGAUGGAACUCCUGCCCCUAUCGAUGCUUCGACGAAUGGAACUCCCAACACCUCACUUGAUCAGAGCCCCUCCACGCAGACACCGCAGCACCAAGAGGCGGUCUCUUCUGGACCGGAUUGUGUCGUAACAAACCCCUCUGGCUUCAGUGCGGAGAUGAAUCGUAGUAUUACUACUGACUCAUUGUGUGGAGGAAUGAACAUGAUCAGGUUCGGCUCGAACAGAUCGGUUUCCAACAAUCUGGAGUUUCCAGAUCAGUCAUCAGCAAAUUUCUUUGCCCCGUCAUUACAAAAAGACAAUGACACAAACUAUCCCCUUUCCUUUAUGCCCUCUACCCCAGCCCCUUCUGACAGUAACAUGACUCAUGUUCAAUUUUCUCAGUCCUUGCCCGAGUACGGGCCUGGACACUUUCAUUCCUCCCUAUCUACCUCCCGUACCCGCUCUUCCUCUUCUUUGCAUUCUUCGUCGUCGGCUUCAUCUACUGAGAUGAAGCCUUCUCUAUCGAGCGAGAGUCAAGAGUCCUCUCGCUCGAACAACUCAAGGGCUCUGCGGAGGACACAUGAGCAGAUCGUGCAAGGUACACGAAAGAUUGCGCCUAAGGCUGCUGAGAAACAGGGUAUUCAGCCCGCAGUGACUGAGCACCGGAAGAUCAACAUUCCGGCGGCUGACGGUCGAUCUCGCGAAGUCGCUAUGAUACCUAAAGCUUCGGUUCAACGACCUGCUCGUCAAAAGACAUACUGCACAAUGUGUAACGAGCAGCCCGAGGGCUUCCACGGCGAACAUGAACUCAGAAGACACAUCGAUCGAUCUCAUUCUCAGAUACGCAAAGUGUGGAUCUGUGUCGAUAUAUCACCUGACAAGAAAUUUCUUGCCAACUGCAAGGCCUGCCGAAAUCAAAAACGGUACGGUGCCAAUUAUAAUGCAGCUGCCCACUUGCGUCGCACACAUUUCAACCCCUGCCAGCGUGGUCGUGGGGGGCGAGGCAAAGACAGCGAGAAACGUGGGGGAAAGGGCGGCGGUACCCACCCACCCAUGGAUGUCCUCAAGCACUGGAUGGUGCAGCAGGACGAGAUUGUUCUCGACAAUACUUCAGUCAUCGCCAACCCAACAAAUAAUGAUGUUACUGGUGCCGUUGAAAAACCACAAAUACCUCGCCGUACCUCCGACGCAAGCCACAACAGCACUAGCGAUAGCGAAUGUGGCAGCACCAUUGCCGCCGUGAGCGAUAUAUUUACAACCGUCGCUGAAGAACAACAGCAGUUGGCCACCCCAGCUAUCAGUGCCAAAUUCGAUCCGUGCGCAACCAAUAUCGAUCAACCAGAGUUCGAUCUCUCACCUCACAUGCCAUUCAGCCUCGAUGACUUCACUGCUGCCACUACUCCGUUCGAUUGGAGUGAUGGCAGCCACCCGGCCGCUCUUGGAGGAGGGUAUAUCCCAAUGGGUCAAGGUAUCAUGAAUACUUAUGACCCAUCAUUUUAUCAUUAG
Messenger RNA from Nannizzia gypsea CBS 118893, 2070 nucleotides. RefSeq lists its product as hypothetical. Bases 1 to 2070 code for a protein of 689 amino acids. NCBI's taxonomy places the organism in Eukaryota, Fungi, Ascomycota, Eurotiomycetes, Onygenales, Arthrodermataceae. The transcript has 2 exons. The record is from RefSeq and is a predicted model, not a curated record.